AAAGCUUGAUGUUUUGUGAAAAAGAUUGUGAUCUUCCUUCUCUUGAAACUGAGUUUAAUCUUGAUAAUGAACAAGCUAUUGUAGAACUAACUGUUUUGCAACCGGAGCUUCCGAGUAGUCUUGUUUUGUCUCCACAGGUUUUUGAGGAAGAGCCACUGGAUUUUCCACAUCAGUGCCCAUGUCUUGACACUAGGAAAUGUUUAGAUGAUGAUCUAGGUCCUAUCUUUGAUGAGGAGGACGAACCUGAUCCAGUCUUUGAUGAAGAAGCAACAAGCAUCACAUCCAUUGCUAUGGAGAAUUAUCUAUGCUUUGAUCCCGGCACAACUCCUGCCCCUUUACCUCCUGAUCUUCAAGAGCACUUGUUUGUUUUGAGUAUCCAGGAAAGACAAGUUCAGCCUCUGAAUGAAAGCAUUGGCCGUGCCCAACAACCUCAGAUUUGGAGAAGCUUUGUUGUUCAAACCGGCUACCUUGGUGCCAGCGACAGAGGUUCAGUCCAAGAAUGAUAUCUCAACAGUCCGAAGGUCUUUUGUCUUGAAUCCAAUUUUACAAGAAAGCCAACUCAUCAAGGAUUCACUGAGGCUUGGAAUCGCAUGAAAAUCUUCACGGAUGAAGAAGUUAUGAAUUUUCCAAACCGGAGGUUCUUCAGUCCAUCUAUGCGUGAGUACCAGAUUUCUAAAAGAGAUUCAUGCCCCAGAAAGAAUCGGCCUGAGCCAAAACCGAUCCUCCAUGAACCAAAGGUGUUUCCUCA
Molecule: messenger RNA, 748 nt
Organism: Brassica rapa (field mustard)
Lineage: Eukaryota; Viridiplantae; Streptophyta; Magnoliopsida; Brassicales; Brassicaceae
Source: RefSeq, a predicted model, not a curated record